This is a messenger RNA of Trichomonas vaginalis G3, 1317 nucleotides long. RefSeq names its product SH3-domain family. The record is from RefSeq and is a predicted model, not a curated record. Bases 1 to 1317 code for a protein of 438 amino acids. The transcript has a single exon. NCBI's taxonomy places the organism in Eukaryota, Parabasalia, Trichomonadida, Trichomonadidae. Gene Ontology annotation, molecular function: protein binding.
AUGACGGAAGAAAAUUCUCUAAAAGUAUUAACAUAUGAACAGUCUGUGCAAGCUAUCAAUGAUGCUUUUGCUGGUAAGCAAGCAUUUUUGAAGGCUGUUAUCAAGCAAAUUGAUGCUUUCCUCGAUUCAAACAAAAGUUUUCUUGAAAAAUUGUCGAAAAUCGAUCGUACUAUCCCAACAAAGCGCAAUUCUGGACUUAAAGCUGCUGCCUCAAGCUUCCUGUCAGCGAAUUUAAACUUUGUACCCAUUCCAGGUCCUACCGAUGAUUUUGCAUCAUUUGAAGAGCAUUUUAACGAAAUUCUUAGUAAGGUAAUGCUCUCUGUAUUCAGUAUUCCUCCUGGUUUGGACAUCGAACUCGAACUAUUCGAAUCUGACUUCCGACGCCCACUUUUUAAUAUUUUCGACAAAUAUUCUGCUGAUUCUAAAGCUUUAAUGCAAGAAGUUGAAAAGGAGAUAAAAGCUCUUAAAGCAUCUGAUGAUGAAUUCAAGAAAUCUCAUGACAAAUAUUUAAAGCAAAUAAAAAACAUCGAAAAUAUUUAUCAGAAGAUCCAACAAGCCCCGGAAGACGAGAAACUUAAGGACCAAAAGGUAAAGGCUGUUGACGAUUUAAAUGUUUUCCUUCGCGAUCAUAAAGAAUUACAUUUCAAGAAUCAAAAAGCACAUACGGACUUUAAUGCAUAUAUCGAGGGAUUUCUUACCAAGUUCGAAAUGGUUGACGAAAAGCUUCAUAACGACAUUACAAUCUGUUAUACCGAGUUUGCCAACCACAUUGAGAACAUCAGGACGAAAAAGGAGUGCACGCAAGAGUUCUUGAAACUAUUUGUCCAACCGAAUGUACUGGACAAUGAGCUUGAAACUGCCCUUUCUCCGUCAAAAGGAAUGCCAUUAACACAAGUUACGUGCUCUUGCAACAUUCCAAGCCUUACAUUCGAUAUAUCUAUGAUACUCGAUAAGGAUACUUUCGCUACAGAUUCCGGAAAAUACGUCGGAAAAAUCAAUGAUGAUUAUUUACCGAGACAAUAUGACGAAAUCCGUGUUUUGAAAAAUAAUAUCGUUACUAUAAUAUCCGAAGAUGAUAAAGGAAGAUAUUUGGUUCAGCCAAACCCUUCAUUUGUCGGAUACGUUCCAAAGCAGUUCGUUGAUAUCGCGCCUGAUUAUAUUUGCCAUACUUGCCUUAUUACAGAGAAUAUUCAAUGCGGAAAAGUGAAUUUAAUGCAAGGAUCUAAAGUAUAUGUCAAAAAUAAAAUUGACGAUAUCGCUGUUGUAUCUACAGUCGAUUUCCAAGAAUUACAAAUUGCAGGAAACUUAGUUAACUGA